Malania oleifera is the source of this 1556-nucleotide messenger RNA. Its product is annotated as clathrin light chain 2-like. The record is from RefSeq and is a predicted model, not a curated record. Bases 252 to 1292 code for a protein of 346 amino acids. Gene Ontology annotation, biological process: clathrin coat assembly; clathrin-dependent endocytosis; intracellular protein transport. Gene Ontology annotation, molecular function: structural molecule activity; clathrin heavy chain binding. The transcript is spliced from 3 exons. Gene Ontology annotation, cellular component: plasma membrane; clathrin coat of trans-Golgi network vesicle; clathrin coat of coated pit. Lineage: Eukaryota; Viridiplantae; Streptophyta; Magnoliopsida; Santalales; Ximeniaceae.
GAAAGACGCUCUUUGUUUUCCAGACAGAUACCUAACAAUAUAAAUAUGGAACGCUCGUUUUUCUAAGCUUGUUUCCAUCCCAACACACCACAAAGAGAGAGAAAAUCUCACUCCGAAAGACAAAUCUAGGAAGAGAGAGAAAAUAGCCUAAUACAUAUCUAGAGAGACAGCUGAGAGCCCCAGAAGAUAUAUCUAGAGAGUAGAUACAGAGAGAGAGAGAGAGAGAGAGAGAGAGAGAGAGAGCUUCAGAAAUGGCUUCGUUCGACACAUUCAGCAAUGACGGAGACGACGUCAGGCCGACCACUCGUCCCUUCGACGACGACGGCUACAUCGGCUACGAUCCCCGCCUCCCUUCCCAGCGUUACGAUCCUUCUUCCUUCUCCACCUUUGACCCGGUCGACGUCGACCCCGAUACUGACCUCCCUCCUGCCGCCGCCGCCGCCGUUGCCGACGACGAGGGCGUGGCUGUCGAGCAUGUGCCUCUCGACGGCGGUCACUCGCAUUCCCCGGACGCUUAUGGCUUUGCCUCUUCCCCAAACCCUGAGUACUCUUCCUCGCCGUUCGAGGCGACCUUGCCGGAGUCGAACGGCCAUGGGAAACCGUACGACAUUGGUGAGGAUACGGAUGGAAUUUUCACGACCGACGGGCCGAUGCUGCCGCCCCCGGGCGAGAUGCAGCCGGAGGAAGGGGUUGCGCUCCGCGAGUGGCGUCGCCAAAAUGCCAUCUUGCUUGAAGAGAAGGAGAAAAGGGAGAAGGUACUGCGGAAUCAGAUCAUCAUUGAAGCUGAUGAGUAUAAGCAAUCUUUUCACGAGAAAAGGAAGCUCAACUGUGAGACCAACAAGGCUAAUAACAGAGAAAGGGAAAAGGUUUACUUAGCCAACGCUGAGAAGUUCCAUAAAGAAGCUGAUAAACACUACUGGAAAUCUAUAGCGGAGCUUAUUCCUCGCGAGGUACCUAAUAUUGAGAAAAGAAGAGGAAAGAAGGAUGCUGAGAAGAAGCCUUCCAUCAUGGUCAUUCAGGGUCCGAAACCUGGGAAACCUACUGACCUUUCGAGGAUGCGGCAUAUUCUCUUGAAGCUAAAACAGAGUCCUCCGCCUCACAUGUUGCCACCAAAGCCUGCACCUGCCAAAGAUAGCAAGGAUGCAAAGGAUGCCAAAGGUGGUAAAGAUUCCACAGCAGCAGCUACUGGAACUGCUGGUGAUAAACCUGCUACAUCUGGCAAGGAUGUGGUAGGCAACACUGCUGGUGAUGGUGCACAAGCUGCAGAAACUGAGCCAGUCUCCGCUGCCUGACAUAACCGACCAUAUAAUCUAACUAAUUUCUUUUUUGCUUUCCUUUUUCUGAUAUAAAGUUAUGUUUAAUUGCAGUAUUUUGAAUAUCCUGCACCAUCCAUUAUGGAGAAUAAGCAUGACUACUUUUAAAUGCUUCACCAUUUGCAGGAGGGCAGUGGAGCAAUUCUCGUUUUAUCUAGCUAGGAUUUUAUGGCUUAGAUGCUAAAAUUACAUUUUGUAUUUGAUGCUCUUGUUAUUUUGUUGAGCACCGAAUUUGUUUGUGGA